UCCCACCACCUCCGUGUGCGGCGAUGACAGCCACCCCAGAGGGGCCGUCAGGGUUCGGGCCGUUCGAAAAUGCCCUAGCUGGUGUCCCUGUCCGCCCGCCCCGCUCCGCUGGCCAUCGCCGCACGCCUUUCGGAUCUCGGUGGAGAAGUCCCGCUGCCUGGCGCGUGUCUCUCUCCAUGUAGACACGCCUGUCACCUGCAAAGACUUUUUUUUCAAAAACGUUGCAUAUAACUAACUGACGAUCAAAAGCAAAAGGAGAAAGGAAGGGAAACGUUACUGGGUUACUAUGCACUUGCGACUGAUUUCUUGGUUUUUUAUCAUUUUGAACUUUAUGGAAUACAUCGGCAGCCAAAACGCCUCCAGGGGAAGGCGCCAGCGGAGAAUGCAUCCUAACGUCAGCCAAGGCUGCCAAGGAGGCUGUGCGACGUGUUCAGAUUACAAUGGAUGUUUGUCAUGUAAGCCCAGACUAUUUUUUGUUCUGGAAAGAAUUGGCAUGAAGCAGAUAGGAGUGUGCCUCUCUUCGUGUCCAAGUGGAUAUUAUGGAACCCGAUAUCCAGAUAUAAAUAAGUGUACAAAAUGCAAAGCUGACUGUGAUACUUGUUUCAACAAAAAUUUCUGCACAAAGUGUAAAAAUGGAUUUUACUUACACCUUGGAAAGUGCCUUGACAAUUGUCCAGAAGGGUUGGAGGCCAACAACCACACCAUGGAGUGCAUCAGUAUUGUGCACUGUGAGGUCAGUGAAUGGAGUCCUUGGAGUCCAUGCACCAAGAAAGGGAAAACAUGUGGCUUCAAAAGAGGGACUGAAACACGGGUUCGAGAAAUAACACAGCAUCCCUCAGCCAAGGGUAACUUGUGUCCUCCAACAAGUGAGACAAGAAAGUGUAUAGUGCAAAGAAAGAAGUGUUCAAAAGGAGAACGAGGGAAAAAAGGAAGGGAGAGGAAACGAAAAAAACUUAAUAAAGAAGAAAGUAAGGAAGCAAUCCCAGAGAACAAAGGUCUGGAAUCCAGCAGAGAAAGCCCAGAACCACGAGAAAACAAAGACAAACAGCAGCAGAAGAAACGAAGAGUGCAAGAUAAAGAACAGAAGUCGGUAUCAGCUAGCAGUGUACACUAAAGCUCCCAUGCAAUUAUGAUAGACUCAUGACGCUGCUAUCUCAACCAGAUACCCAGGACAGGUGUCCUAGCCAUUAGGACCACAAAUGGACAAUAUGUCAGUUACAGCUCUGUCUAAACAACAUUCCAAAUAGUUGCUAUACUCUUCAUACAAGCAUAGUUAACAGCAAAGAGCCUAAUGUUCAAAGAAGGGAUACUUUCACAUGGUUAUCUUGUGUGCUCUGUGCAUUGUAAAAAAAAAAAAAAAACAAACAAAAAAACAAGAAAUUUUGCACAUAAUUAUCAAUAAGCUAUAAGCUUCCAUCAAUGUAAUGGUAACAUCUGCAGAAGAAACACCUCUUCCCUCUAAAAACAUCAAGUUAUUGUAUGAAGAAGCAAAAGAUAACUCUGCAAAUUCAAAGACACAGUAUCACUUCAAAACAGAUAAGAAGUCAGGGAGAGAAACACCAUUCCCAGGACAGUGUGGAUUUGUCCAGGAGAGUUAGAGAGUACUCAUAAUUAGGGCCUUGCAUCUGGGAGUGCAGAAUUUAUCAGCACAGAAGCAACCUGUCUUCAGAUUACUUCCUAUUGCCCUCAUCCUGUACUUCUGCAAGAAACAUGAGAGUACAGGCCAGAGUUAAAUAUACUGUGUGGGAUUGAAGGAAAUCAAAAUGUGGAAGAAAUAAAGUUGGAGGUUCCUUUUGUGCUUGACAAACCUGUGAAGGGUUGUGAUUACCCAGAACAGGUCUUCAGUCUGUGUCAGCACGAUGUGGUUCAGUAUCUGCUACCCCUUGGUUUAUAUGUCUGUAAACAUGUGCCUGUAACUUUUUUCCAAAACAAAAUCAUACUUAUUAGAAGGAAAUUCUGAUUUUAUAGAAAACAAAAAUAGAGUUAGAGGCAUACAACAUGUUUGCAAGGUCGUGUGUUUUCUUUCUCAAUGAGGGAAAUCAAGUUUAUCACCUGCAUAAGGGUCUGCCUGGAACUAAAGGGGAUACUACUUUCUAACGAGGUGUAUCUAGUAGAGGAGAAAAGCCACCACAAUAAACCUAUUUGUCAAUAGUUUUUAAA
Jaculus jaculus (lesser Egyptian jerboa) is the source of this 2160-nucleotide messenger RNA. It is a transcript of the gene Rspo3, whose product is annotated as R-spondin 3. Bases 287 to 1114 code for a protein of 275 amino acids. The record is from RefSeq and is a predicted model, not a curated record. Lineage: Eukaryota; Metazoa; Chordata; Mammalia; Rodentia; Dipodidae. The transcript is spliced from 5 exons.